Harpegnathos saltator (Jerdon's jumping ant) is the source of this 3667-nucleotide messenger RNA. It is a transcript of the gene hth, whose product is annotated as Meis homeobox homothorax. The coding region runs from base 2319 to 3626 and encodes 435 amino acids. The transcript has 10 exons. NCBI's taxonomy places the organism in Eukaryota, Metazoa, Arthropoda, Insecta, Hymenoptera, Formicidae. The record is from RefSeq and is a predicted model, not a curated record.
ACUGCGGACGGCGCAGGAUCUAAAACCGUGCUAGGCGCUGCUCUCCACGCUCGCUCGCGCUCCGCUCGCUCUUCUCUUACCCGUGUGAUCUACCCGGUUGCUUUUUCGUGGGGGAAACCUGAAACACGCAUAUCCCCGUGGCUGCCUACGACCCGCUGCGCGCCCGCUUACGUGUAACACACUACGAACGAACUUCUCUACCACCUUUUCUGUCCGCCGGAGUUACGAGUGCCACACGCAGUAGUAGUCACGGUCAGGGAGGAGGGUCGCCCGCCGUCUCGCGGACAGCUCUCGCUGCGGUCUCCUCUCUCGACUCGCGUCCGUUAGUUCGUUCGUUACGGUGAUACCACCCGUAGUACAUCCCGUCGUCAAUAGUAAACGUGUCGAAUCGUGUCGCGUGGUGUUACAUCGCACUUUGUUGUCGUUUGUUGGUUCCUUCUGCUUACAUACGCGUUUGAAUCCUAUUUACCUCUCUCUCUCUCUCUCUCUCUCUCUGUCACACACACACACACACACACAUUCUGUCUCUCUCUCUCUCUCUCUCUCUCUCUCUCGUUCACUCACUCGCUCGCGCGCGCUCCCCCCCGCCCCCCUCUUCUCAGUCUCUCGUGCAAUCGGUAGUUCCCGCAACAUAACCCCCCCGGUUCACGCGCGUGAUAUCGCUUCGAAAAACCGGCGCGGCAACCUCGGAGAUACGUAUAUCGCAGCAUUGUCGCAACAGCGGUGGCAACGUCGCCGCGCCGCUGUGUGUGUCGCGCGCGCGUCUUCGCGCGAAUUGGCGCGCGCUCGCUCGUUCGUUCGUUCGUCGCGUAACCUCGCCGGAGUAUCGUCCGCCCGAGGCUCGAGCACAAGAUCGGUUGACUGUGCGACGGUGGUGAUAUCUCGUCAUCAGUGCUCUCUCGUGCGUGCGUGCGUGCGCGCGCGCGCGCGCGCGCCAUUGACGCCCGUCGUCGAUCGUCGGCGGGGCGUCAUCGUGGCUUCCACAUUCUCGUGCUGUAAUACGGUGCCGUUAACUGGAGGAUGUAACGUGUUCUCAGUCAGUGACAUCGUCGGUGAUCAUCGGUUGUUCAUGUGCUACGACGCGCAGUGAUAGAACGGCAAUACAGGAGACGUAUGUGAAUGUGCGAAGUACACGGAGAGUGGACGGCGAGAAAACACGACACGGCCACCUUUCUUCGACUUUUCCUCCGGAAGCCACCGACCAGGGGAAGACCGCGCGCCGUCUCGAUGCGGCGCGUCCGGCUCGCAGGCCUCGCGAUCGAACGCAGCUCGCGCGCGAACGCGCGCUAAAUGCAUCCCCGACGACGCCGUGUUGCCUGCCGUCGUCGAGAGAAGAAUCGUUCGCGGGGGACGGAGGAGCUCGUCGUCGGACGUCCUCCCAGCCGGCGUAAUCCCAGCUCCGCCGCGACAUAAGGACAGACAGGUGCGCCGCCGACGCCGACGCCGACGCCGCCGCCGACGACGACGACGACGACGACACGUGGCUUCCCGCGCUAGAUAUGCGGCAUUGACGAGUGCUGCGGGGUUACUCUCUCCAGCGAGACUUUGCUUCGUGAGUGCGCUAAGCAGCGCGCGUACCUUUUACGUCCGAGACGAGGACGUGUUGCCGCGACCUACGACGAUGAUAAUGAGGAAGCACCACGCGUGUCCGCUCGCAGACGUCGUCGCCGCCGUCGUGAUUCUGCUGCUGUCGCGACAGCGCGCCGUGCUCUGCUGACGCUUGUUCGCGACGUUUGUCCGUAACGUUCUGCGUGGGUUGUUUAGCUGAGGGAGGAGAGAGAGAGAGAGAGAGAGAGGGGGAGAGAGAGAGAGAGAGAAAGAGAGAGAGAGUGAGACGUCGUCGGUGUGCAAAUACCAAGCGGAGAGUAACUUGGAAGUUGGGAAGUAGAAAGGAAUAGGGAGAGAGGCAGAGAGAGAGAGAGAGAGAGAGAGAGAGAGAGACACACCCCUACACAAAUCGAGGAAACCCAAGUGAGAGCCGCGCCAUUGUGACAUUCAUUUCCAAGGGAAAAGAAGGAAAAGAAAAAACAGUAACAACAAUACGAAACUUCGUUCAUCUUUUGAUCUGCCGACGGCUACCGACGCAUGCAGAUUCCAAUCUCGCUCCUUGUUCUACGUAGAAAACUACGUUGAAUUUCUGUGUGAAAGUCCUGGCGUCACGCAGCGCGUCGAAGCGUUUUUAGGCGCUUCUAACACGCGUUCAGCAGUGUCGACAAAGUGUGGUGAAGUGUCGAGAGGCUUGCUUUCUUACACUGUGGGAAAAUACAGCCGCUACGGUGGCUCAGCACGCAGAGUUCCCCGGCGCGGCCAGGGCGUUCAUGGCGCAGCCAAGGUACGAUGAUGGCGGGCUGCACGGGGGUUACCUCGAGGGCGGAGGUGGCGGUGGUGGCGCAGGGCUCUACGACCCACACGGUAGUGCCCGCGGUGUACCCGGUCUUCAUCACAGUCCACACCUCGGGGGAAUGGGUCCGGCUCACCCCCAGUACCCACCGCCCCCGCCUCAGCCGCCCCAGCACGUUCUCGCGGCGGCAGCUGCGGCCGCGGCCUCCGCGGUCCCGGAUGUUCACAAGCGCGACAAGGACGCCAUAUACGGACAUCCCCUGUUCCCGCUGCUCGCGCUCAUAUUCGAAAAGUGCGAACUGGCGACGUGUACACCACGCGAACCUGGUGUAGCUGGCGGAGAUGUCUGUUCGUCCGAGAGCUUCAACGAGGAUAUCGCCGUAUUUUCAAAACAGAUCAGACAAGAGAAGCCGUAUUACAUCGCGGACCCGGAGGUGGACUCGCUAAUGGUUCAGGCGAUUCAGGUCCUCCGGUUUCACCUCCUCGAGCUCGAAAAGGUACAUGAGCUCUGCGACAAUUUCUGCCAUCGGUACAUCAGCUGUUUGAAGGGCAAGAUGCCGAUAGACCUAGUAAUCGACGACCGAGAGAGCUCGAAGCCACCCGAGUUGGGUAACGGUCUGGACGGCAGCGGACCUAGGAGCACCGCUGACAGCACCAGCCACACGGACGGAGCCAGCACGCCGGACGUCAGGCCACCUUCCUCGUCGCUCUCGUAUCCGGGCGCGGGUGCCAACGAUGAUGCACGUAGUCCUGGAAGUGGUGGCACACCCGGACCCCUCAGCCAGCAAGCACCGGCUAGCCUCGACUCAUCGGAUCCUGAUGCCAUGGGCAAAUGGUGUCCGCGUAGAGAAUGGAGUUCGCCACCUGACGCGCAACGCGCGGCGAGCGACGCGCGUCGUGGCGUUCUUUAUUCGUCCGUCUUCCUCGGCAGUCCCGCAGGUGACGCGAGUAACGCGAGUAUCGGUAGUGGCGAGGGCACGGGCGAGGAGGACGACGACUCGUCGGGCAAGAAGAACCAAAAGAAGCGAGGAAUCUUCCCCAAGGUCGCGACCAACAUCCUCAGGGCGUGGCUGUUCCAGCAUCUCACGGUGAGUACCUUCUUCAUCAUACAGUGCGCCGACGACGUUCCUGUCUACGAAACGCCUCCGGAAAAGCGUCUCUCGCGACGUCGCAGGAACAGAUUAUCACUCGUCGCAACUCGCGGCGGCGGACGAAGGAGAAGAAGCGAUCACGACGCGGCCGUCCGCGGUCGAAGCCCCAAUUUUGGCUCGUUAAGCCAAAAUUAAAGCCAUCGGGAAGUUUCGAAACCGUCGUAGCCCGUCGUCGA